AUGGUUGAUGGGAAUGCUGCGCAGUGGGAUGCGUUUCGGUCACAAAAGCGGUCGGCCGUCUACACGCCACCGUUUGCACCAUGGAUGAUCACAGCCCUACAACUCGCCAAAUUCUCCAUUUUCGUCGCUCUUCACUCAAUCAUGUUAUUUGGAGCGGCUAUUUCAAAGGGAAUCAUCAUUUUCUUGGCGACCAACUUGAGUAAACCUUCGCACAGUCCAUUGGAGACAAAGUUUAGCAAGGAAUGCCCACGAGCAGUGAAUCGCGAUGAUAACCUACAUGCCGGUGUACACAUUUCACUUUUGUUGGUACACAUAGUUCCUGAUGUGGUUUCAAUAGUACAAUGCUUUUAUCGUUUAACUACAAUUGGAAGGGGUCAAGGUGGAAUUAAUAUCCCGGUGAUAUUUCUUGAGACGUGCCGUACCAUGGGUUUCUUAUUGAUGUUCUUCCAUGUUUUUCCGCAAUUGGACAUGCUGAGGGCGUUAUUAAUCACUUCGUGUCUACCGAUUAUCCCAAUUGCUCAAAAACUGCUUAUGGACGUGUCACGUACCAUGAAAGACGAGCAUUCGUUAAUGAAACGAUUUGGAAUGACUUUGGCCACUUUUCCCUCAUUUAUCGUCUUCCUUGUGUUGACGGCUGGAUGUUAUUUAUGGACCGUGCUCGAUACUCAAUUUGAUCGAUACAUUAUUUUGCCGUUGGCGAUAAUGCUUGCAUCACUUGGAUUUUGGGAAUCGUGGGUUGGAGUGGGCCAUGCGGGAACAUUCUUUCAUCAUCUUCAUCAGAUGAAGUAUGGUAUUCGAAAAAUGAACGCGCCUACUCGAUUGUUGACUUCGACUAUCCGCAUCUUUAUUACGCUAACGGUUUUUGUAGUGACUGCUGCUAAUGGGAAGGUGACGAUGAAAGGAAUGACCGGCGUGUUGUUCCAUUGGAGAUCCACCGAGAAACAUUGGCCUCUACUCAUAGUCGCGCUUUGUUUAUGUGUGCUUCAUAUCAUUUUACGGAUAUCUUCUCGCCUGCUAGCUGGAUUGGAGCUUCGUGUCUUGUCGGGCUUUCAUCCAAUCUUCCUCACCUCUCCACUUCUGCUUACGGCACUCGUGAUACAUUGUCAUAUUUCGCCAGACUGUUGGAUUGCUAGCAAAGUUGCAGCGGUCGGACUCACCUUCCGAUGCUCCCAGUGGAUUGCAGCUCCAAUACCUUUCAACGACAUUUACUUGGCUCUGAUGUGGUUGCUGAUCUCAAUGUACAAGGGAUAUCAGUUUGCGAGUCAGCCCAACUUUGAUAAACACGACGAAAUUAUUCGUGCAACUCCGGUGGUUAUGAAUCCUUUUUGCAUCGAACAAAGUCUUCUGGUGUUUGAGUUUGCAAUCAGUCGUGAUGAAUCGAAGUUACUGAAGCUCGAUUUCGACUCGAUACUUGAUGAACACAGUGGUAAACAAUCUAUGGGUUCCGAGGGGGAUCGGACUGCAAAUGUCUACAUCUGCGCAACAAUGUGGCACGAAACUGAGAACGAAAUGAAGCAAAUGUUCGGAAGCAUUUUGAAGUUGGACGAGGAGUGCGCUCAUUUAUCAACGAGAAAAACGCGUCACUUUGCAGGAAAUGCUAAUGAAACUCCUAAAUUCCGUCUUGAAGCACACAUCUUCUUUGACGACGCUUGGGAAGAUCAGCCUGAACUUGGACGCGCACCAAAUGAAUAUUUCCGCACUUUCUUUACUCUUUUGAAUUCGAUGAUUGAUGGCAAAGAGGAUGCAAGCAGCAAUGAUCCGACGAAAGUGCUUAUUGGAACGGCAUACGGUGGACGACUCGUUGUCCGAUUGCCAGCUGGAACUCUACUUUUUAUUCAUUUGAAGGAUAAGAAACUCAUUAGACACAAGAAACGCUGGAGUCAGGUUAUGUACAUGUAUUACUUGCUUGGACAUCGUAUCAUGGAGUCACAUAUGUCGAUCGAGGAUAAGCAACUGAUUGCGGAGAACACUUAUAUUUUGGCCAUUGAUGGAGAUUCCAAAUUUGAACCAGAGGCAUUCCUACGACUUCUAAACUUGAUGCAUAAUAAGUCGGAUAUUGGAUGUGCGUGUGGAAGAAUUCACCCGAUUGGAAGAGGAAUGAUGGUUUGGUACCAAAAGUUUGAAUAUUCAAUUGCGCAUUGGUUCCAGAAAGCCGCGGAACACGUUUUUGGUUGCGUUCUCUGUGCACCAGGAUGUUUCUCCCUGUUUCGUGCGGCUGCUUUGAUGGAUGAUAAUAUUAUGCACAAAUAUACUACAACCGCUGUGGAGCCAAGACACUUUGUCCAAUAUGAUCAAGGCGAGGAUCGUUGGCUUUCGACACUGCUGUUGAAACAAGGAUACCGUAUUGAAUAUGCGGCCGCAUCUGAUGCUGAGACCUACGCUCCAGAAGGUUUUGAGGAAUUCUUCAACCAAAGGAGGAGAUGGACACCAUCAUCUGUAGCCAAUACGAUUGAUCUUCUUGCGGAUUAUCGACGUGCUUGUGCGAACAACGCCUGCAUUUCAAGGAUUUAUAUUUUGUAUCAAUUUUGUGUGAUUGGCUUUUCGAUGUUGGGACCUGCAAUUAUAUUUUCCAUGCUUCUAUAUGCUCAGGUUGCGGCUUUUCACGUAAAUAUGGAUCGAAUUAUCGUCUACAACACGGUACCAGUUGGAUUCUUCAUAUUUACCUGCUUUGCGAUGGAGAGCAAUAUCCAACUGUUUGUGGCAAAAGUCCUUUCAAUUGGUUAUGCGUUCGUCAUGCUGGCAGUUGUUGUUGCCACUUGCAGCCAAAUUGUCUUGGAAACCAUGUUUUCUCCGACCUCGAUGUUCGUCGUUGGAAUGAUAUUCAUCUUCUUAUUUGCGGCUUGUCUGCAUCCACGAGAGUUCACGAACAUCAUUUAUGGAAUUAUUUUCUUCCUGAUGAUACCUGCAACUUAUGUGAUCCUUUCUUUUUAUUCGCUCAUCAAUUUGAACGUGAUCAACUGGGGAACACGAGAAGCUGUGGCUAAGGCGACUGGUCAGGAAACGAAAAAGGAAUCGAAACUUGAAACAAAGUUGAAAAAGGCCUGGAACGGUGCCACUGGAACUAUUCUUCGAAGGAAAGAGAAAGCCGGCGACAAGCGAAUAGAGGAACUUGAGCGGCAACUGGAAGAAGUCAAGAUUGCUGUUCAGAGGCCAAAUUCAUUCAAUGACUCUCAAAUUCGAGAAAACGAGUUAGCCGAGAAACCAUGGGAAGAUGAGGAAGUUUCAAGUGACGGAGAGCUUAGCGAUGGAUCGGAAAUGGUGGUACGCACAUCACAAAAAGAUCUAUGGAUGGACGCAGAAUAUUUACAAGUCUGUGAGAAAGGAAGGCUGAAGCCCAGUGAGCAACAGUUUUGGGAUCAGUUAAUAGACACUUAUUUGAAGCCCAUUCAAACAUCACCCGAGCAAAAUCUUGCCUAUGCUAAAGGUUUAAAGGAUUUACGGAACAAUGUGGCUUUCUCGCUGAUUCUGCUUAACGCGCUGAUGGUCUUGGCAAUUUACUUGACACAAAAUCACAAGGAUGUUCUCGCCUUUUCAUGGAUGCCUCAUGAGGAUUUUAAACAGUUCCGCUGGAAUUCUACAGCUCAAGAAUGGACCAAGCAAAAAGUGCCGUUAAAAGUGGAAAUGCUUGGACUUUCGAUUAUCUUUGCACUCUUUGGGAUAUUGUUAGUUCAAACAGUAGGUUUAAUCCUUCAUCGUUUGAACACAAUGGUCGGCGCGUUUCAAGAGAUCAAAGCUAUGGGCGACUUUGUGACUACUGCUGCAACGAAAAGAGAAGAUGACGAUCAAAUAUUGGAAGCGGCUCGUUCGCUUUUGGAUACAUCAUACUAUUGGCGCAGUCACGGAGGUUCCGGAUACACUCGGGAUAUCGGUGCUGAUCGAGAAGCGGUGUUACAUCGAUUGCAAAGAACUCGCUUAGCCACUGCUAUACGUAAUCAUGGAUUAAAC
Messenger RNA from Mesorhabditis belari, 3945 nucleotides. The record is from the annotation of a GenBank genome assembly. Lineage: Eukaryota; Metazoa; Nematoda; Chromadorea; Rhabditida; Rhabditidae.